AUAUUCACUUAACUGGCAAACUACAUAAAACAAUAUGUCCAUAUAUAAACAUAGCAAAAAAUCAUUAUUUUAUUACUACCAAUGUCUUUUUGUGAGCAGAAAAAGCAAAAGACAAACACAGGGAAGAGAGAGAAUAAUAAUAAGAAGAAAAAGUUAAAGUCUUGAUUGGUUCUCUGUGUGUGUAUUAUUUGGUGUAUUGUAUUUGUUAAAUUGAAAAAAAAUCAGUCUGUUUAGGCCAUCCCUAUCAAUUUAUUUUACAGCUUCACUUAUUACAACUCCAAAAGUUUCAAUCUUUGUCUCUUUAAUUGAUCUUUUCUUCAGUUAUUUGAUUUAGUCAAGCUGUUAGCUUUUUUGGGUUUUCAAGAAAGAUUUAAGAAAGUGACCCUUUUUAUGUUUUUAUGCUAAAGUUUUAAUCUUUUUCUCAAGAUUCAGUUUAAGUGAUCUUUUUUUCUCUUCUGGGUGUUUUUCAAUUUGUGGUAUUAGAUAUGACUGUGGAGGAAAUUAGAGGAAAUAUGCUAAAGUUUUAAUUUUUUUAUGGUUUUGUGCUAAAGUUUUAAUCUUUUUCUCAAGAUUCAGUUUAAGUGAUAUUUUUUAGCUUUUGGGUAUUUUUCAAUUUGGGGUUUUAAAGAUGACUGUGGAGGAAAGGGAGAAUAAUGAUAAUUUUCCUGUUGGUAUGAGAGUUCUUGCUGUUGAUGAUGACCCAAUUUGUUUGAAGUUAUUGGAUGGAUUGCUUAGGAAAUGCCAAUAUCAUGUAACUACAACAAGUCAGGCAAGAACGGCGUUGAAGAUGUUGAGGGAAAACCGAGAUAGAUUUGACUUGGUAAUCAGUGAUGUCCACAUGCCUGAUAUGGAUGGCUUUAAACUUCUGGAGCUUGUUGGUCUUGAGAUGGAUCUUCCCGUCAUAAUGUUGUCAGCAAACAGUGAUAGUAGACUUGUAAUGAAGGGAAUAACUCACGGUGCUUGUGACUAUUUGGUGAAACCUGUCCGGCUUGAGGAGCUGAAGAAUAUAUGGCAACAUGUAAUAAGAAAAAAGAAAGUUGAACCUAAGAACCACAUCAAGUCUGAUGAUCAAGACAAGGCAAAUCAAGGAGGCGGAGAAGGUGGCAAAGGACCGCAGCUUUCAGGUAAUUCAGAUCAAAACGGGAAGCUUAACAAGAAAAGGAAGGAUGAAGAAUAUGAAAGCGAUGAAAAUGGAAAUGACGAUGACGAUCCAACAACUCAGAAGAAACCUCGUGUUGUUUGGUCUAUAGAGCUUCAUAGGAAGUUUGUUGCAGCUGUUAAUCAGUUAGGCCUUGAAAAAGCUGUUCCUAAGAGGAUUCUCGACAUGAUGAAUGUUGAUGGACUUACAAGAGAGAAUGUGGCUAGCCAUCUUCAGAAGUAUAGGCUCUACUUGAAAAGGAUCAGCUCAGAAGCAACCCAGCAAGCCAACAUGGUUGCCGCAUUAGGUGGAAAAGAUUCUGCGUACAUGCGAAUGGGUUCACUUGACGGGCUUGGUGGUUUUCGAACAUUGGCUGGAUCCGGAAGGUAUGGUCAGGCCAGCUUAUCAUCAUCAUAUGCAUCAGGAGGUAUGCUCGGCAGGCUAAAUAGUCCUGCCGGUGUAAGCCUUCGCAGUCUGGCAUCAUCACCGCUGCUCCAACCUAAUCAUGGUCAAAGUUUAAGCAACUCCAUGAAUUCUUUUACGAAGUUGAAUCCAAAUGUUCCACCUGUAAGCCAGAAUGCUAGUUUAUUCCAUGGAAUUCCUGCAUCGUUGGAGCUUGAUCAAUUACAGCAGAGUAAACGUGCCAUACACAUGGGAGAACUGAAUCCUCUGGAUGAGCACGGACUGCUCACAGCGGCCAGUAGUACAUUCACGGACUCUAGAUCUGUGGUUGGUAACUCAAACAGCUCGUUGUCCAAUGUCUUAAAUAAUCCUAUAUUGCUUCAAGUGAACUCCCAGCAACCACUGACAGGGGGAGGAUUUGGAAAUCAACCUUCUCUCAACGUCGCUUCUUUUAGCUCUGAUGCCUUUAAUACUGGAGUAAGUGGUUCGUCCAAUUUUCUGGACCAUAGUAGAUAUACUGAGAAUUGCCAAAACUCUAUCCAGCCUGUGAAGUUCCAAUCAAGUUCUUUUCCUUUGACUGAACCUUUUAGUAACAGCCAUUUGCCUCAAGAUAGGGUAAGAGAGAAUAGCACUUCAGCCGGCCCUCAUUUGCAGAACAGCACCGUUGAUUUUUCUUCCUCGACCAUAGUAUCCCUACCUUUUGAAGCUUCAAGAGGAGAAACACAAUGCCUGGAAAGUUUAGGGGGUGGUGUUCAGAUAAUGAACCAAGUGCACUGCCAACGGUGGCCGGAUCAGAACCAACAUUAUUCCCAGAAUUCAAACCAUAUUUUUGGCAACAUGAGCUCUCAAGUUUCCAGCAAUGGUGGCGUGGCGUCUUUACCCCAUAGUAUGGACCAAAACAAUGAAGUGGUCUACAGAGGGGUAGACGUCUCUUUGAUUGGCAGAUCAAAUGGAGGUUCUUCGGCACUCAUACAACAUAGUCCCGACUCGAGGAUGAGGACUAAUGAAGACUAUCUCUUGGAGACAACAAAGCAACAAGUUGGUUUUCUUCCUCAGGGCUAUGGCUCCCUUGAUGAUCUUAUGAGUGCAAUGAAGCGGGAGCAACAAGAUGGAGCCAUGUUAGAAGGGGGAGAAUUUGGAUUUGAUGCUUAUUCUUUUGGGUCAGGUUUAUGAGGUUUUGUAACUAUCAUUUUAGGAAGAGGAUUUUAGGAAUGUAGCAUGGUUUAUUUGCUCGUUUAGGAUUCUGUAACAUUAUGCCUACAAGAACUACCAGUGCACCCCUGCCUUCUUUUUCAUUGUUCAUUUCCAAUCCAGGAACGAGGUAUUGAUCGUAGAAUAUACUUAAAUGCUUUCUUGUUGCUUCUAAAGGGCCAGUUCUGUGAGUUCCAACGGACCAUUUGCUUUAGACUCAAGUAAUGUAUAUAUAUGCGGGAAAAAAGUGUAUGCAUAUAAUAAGAUUGCACUCAUUUUGAAUUCA
Messenger RNA from Nicotiana tabacum (common tobacco), 3017 nucleotides. RefSeq names its product two-component response regulator ORR24. The record is from RefSeq and is a predicted model, not a curated record. NCBI's taxonomy places the organism in Eukaryota, Viridiplantae, Streptophyta, Magnoliopsida, Solanales, Solanaceae. Gene Ontology annotation, biological process: cytokinin-activated signaling pathway; phosphorelay signal transduction system. Gene Ontology annotation, molecular function: DNA binding; DNA-binding transcription factor activity.